CAACGCCCUCGCAAGCAUGCUGGCCCCGCGUGUCGCCUGCUGCCUGCUGGCCCUGCUGGCGCUGUCCUCGGCCUGCUACAUCCAGAACUGCCCGCUAGGGGGCAAGCGCGCCGCGCGGGACCUCGACGUGCGCAAGUGCCUGCCCUGCGGCCCCGGGGGCAAGGGCCGCUGCUUCGGGCCCAGCAUCUGCUGCGGGGACGAGCUGGGCUGCUUCGUGGGCACGGCCGAGGCGCUGCGCUGCCAGGAGGAGUCUUUCCUGCCGUCCCCCUGCCAGUCGGGCCAGAAGCCGUGCGGGAGCGGGGGCCGCUGCGCCGCCGCCGGCAUCUGCUGCAGCCCGGACGGCUGCCGGAUGGAUCCCGCCUGCGACCCCGAAGCCGCCUUCUCACAGCGCUGAACCCCUGCCCUAGGCACCCUGAGAUGAUGCUAAUAAAGUCCCGUAUCUCCCCC
Molecule: messenger RNA, 447 nt
Organism: Sorex araneus (European shrew)
Lineage: Eukaryota; Metazoa; Chordata; Mammalia; Eulipotyphla; Soricidae
Gene: OXT
Product: oxytocin/neurophysin I prepropeptide
Exons: 3
Coding region: 17-394 (125 amino acids)
Cellular component (GO): extracellular region; secretory granule
Molecular function (GO): neurohypophyseal hormone activity
Source: RefSeq, a predicted model, not a curated record